AACGCACCAGAGCGUUGUCCCUUAAAAACACGUGAAUGAACAAACAAAUAAAUAAAAGCGAGGAAGUUUGCGUUGUAAAAGUGAACUGCACAUCAGUGUCAUGAGGGGGUACCGCCCGGUUCUUAUUGUGCUGCUUCACAAAGUGUCUGGAAUCCCAAGACUCUGACAUGUUUCUGUGGUAUAAGAGUGUUUUUAGCUCGUAUUAGGUUAGGUAAAGCAAUGUUUGAAAGAAUAGGGAAGAGAAAAAAAUGGGCUGCAUGAGAAGCAAGCAAAGUCUGACAGGAAAAGUUCAUUACUGUAACAAUGUGGCUACUAUGGCAGUGAUGAAAAAUAGCUGCUUACAUCAAAGAAAGGCUGCUCCACAGUGGCCCUGAGAGACGUGGUGGUGAUGGGUCAGUGGUUGGAUGGACUUAGAGGUCUUUCCCAACCUAAAUAACUCUGCGAGUCUUAAACCCUUGAGAGUACCACCACAGACAGGUGACCUGCUCCUCCAUGUGCUUCCUUCUCUCACAGAUCACUUCUGAAAACUGACAGCAGAAACCAUUCAGCCAUAGUUGGCACAUCUGUUUCCCAGGAUGAUUUAGACAGAAUCUCUGCCAACAAAAUCCAGGUGAAUAAAUAACUGGCAGUGUCAUUUCAAGUUGUUGUCUGUGUCCUUGUGAAGAGUGAGGUUACCAUGGUACAUGUGAACUGUCUUUCACACUAGGAUACAUUUCAUUGUGAGGUAGCUUCUGUAGUCACCAAGCAACAAAAAGAUUCACUGUUAAUUCGGCAGCUCCAUUCUCUUUGCACCUUUUUGAUAAAUCCCUUUUUCAGGAAAGCCUUCACCGCUUAAACCACUGCUUUGCUCUUUAUGGAUUCUUUGUGCCAAUGUUCUGGAAGAUAAACCAUAGUUUUACUGUGAUUUGUUGGCUAAGACUUCAGGAACUUGAAGAGGAAAGAGUAAGCAGAAGCUUUUGAAUUUACUGUCACAUAAGAGGAAUAGAAGAGAAUGACCGUGAUUUCUCAUGGAGCUAAAAGGCGGACUACCACAUCAGUUAAAACAGUUCCCAGGACGAAUAAUCAACAGUAUCGAAAUCGGUUAAAGAAGACAUGCAUGCCAUUUGUGAGAGGUCCUGAGAAUAGACAUGACUUUGCCAGCUUUGAAGAAAAAGGCAGCAAUUCUUUCCUUAAAUUCAAUCCAGACACCCCUCCAUUUAGGCCAAAUUACUCCUUAUUCCCACACCGAGAUGAUGUGCCUCUAAUAGAUCCAUGCUCAGGUUUUGUGAGUGCAGGAGCGGAUGCUGAUCUACGGCCUGGUGUAGGAAAAUUUAUUGAAUCCCUGGCGGACUACAGUGACGUGAAACCUCAGCAGCGGGUUCCCACAGUGGGAAAUGGGGCCAGGGCUGUCCACAAGAGGCAUAUGAUCCUCCAAGAGGAAAUUAGCCAGGACCGACGGUGGAAUUCCAGGGCUGUGCCAGCUGCUUGGAUCAGGGCAAAACUCAGAGGUCAGACAACUCCAGUGAAAGGUUUUUGUGCUCCACCUGACCAACACCAUAAUUUUGCAUUUUAUAUGGAUCCCAAUCUCAAGGAAUUAAUUGAACCUUCUGCAAGUUGGAGAGAAGAAAAAGCAAAGGACUACCUCUACAAGUCAAGUACUCAAAAAGCAUAUGAAGAAGUUCCAUGGGAUAAUAUAUUGCCACCCAAAAUUCCGCCUCCUGAAUCAACACUGGAAGUGAUGGCUGAUCCUGUUUCCCAGUGUUUCACCAAAAGGAGAUACAAUCCCGAACCAGACAUAAGCCAAGUUAUUGGAAGUCUUUGGGAUAGAAUUCAAAGAAGACAUUUUAGCUCCUUACAGAGACCCGUUAAUUUCAUAAGCCGAAGCCCUCGAAUCUGUCAGAUCCCUUUGUAUACUGGCUGUGUUGGUGCAGAAAGUUUUGAAGACAUCGACAAUCCCAGUGUGGAGUUAAUCGUGUUUAACCAUGUACAGACCCCAAAGCCUCGCUACGCAAAGACUGCACACACUCCAAAUAUCCCUGGAUAUGCUGGCAAGGUUCAUUGGUUGGCAACCCAUCCGGCAAAUUCUAAUCUUCCAUCAACCUCACCAUCAAUAAUUUCACAAAUGCGUGGACACAUAGCAAAAUCUGGAAGAUCAUCUCAGUAUCAUCACCAGGGACCUUUAUCUCAGCUGAUGACUCCAGUUAGUCCUCAGAAUCCUUUCAACAAGAUUCAACGAGAAACUAUUACAGUUUAAAAAGGGUCAGUUGUAUUUACCUGCCUAACUAAGCUGUGGUGUCUGAAAGCAAGGAGGAAUGAAAUGUGUGGAUAUUUUAAAUAAAGAGCAAAAAUAACAUACAAA
This is a messenger RNA of Coturnix japonica (Japanese quail), 2338 nucleotides long. Lineage: Eukaryota; Metazoa; Chordata; Aves; Galliformes; Phasianidae. The record is from RefSeq and is a predicted model, not a curated record.